UAUUUUUAGGGGAAAACAAACUAAAUAUAUAUAUAGUAGCAAGAGAAUGGAAGAUAUGUUGUUAAUAAAUAUGUCGCUAAGUCAUGAUUUUUUAUUUUAUUACAUUUUAACAGUUUGAAUAUACAUAAAUAGGGGACCCCAUAAAUACAGUACCAGUACUAUUUUGAACUAGGUUUACAAAAAUUACACCAUACUGUACUUAUAACUAUUUCUUUAGACUUUUGUUCAAAACCAACUAAUUUUUUAAACGGUCGAAAACCGUAAGACAUAAAAAAAAUAUUUUUUCUAUUUUUUUCCAACCGCCUUGAUUCAUGCUGUUUUGCUGAAUAAGAACAUCUAGUUCUAAAUGACCUGUCACAGAUAAAAUAUACAUUAAAUUUUAGUAAUUUUUAGUGUUUGGUAGAAAGAAAGUUAAACAAUUAAGCGGGUCUUGUAAGGACUGACUCUGACAAAAUAUCAUGAAAAUUAAGUAAGUAGCGACCACAUUAAUAUUGCUAAAACUUGAAAGGAGAAACAUUACUUUUUGUAAUUUGAUUACCCAACUAUACCUAUCAGACAAAGUCCCCAAUAAAGAUAAGAAGCGACAACUAUAAUCCGUAGAGGAAAAAGAUACACACAGUUGUAUACAACCAGCAAAAAUAAUUAAUACUUAAUCACCACUUAAUCCAUAAACUAACACAACUAUAUAUAUUCCACAUAAUUAUAAAACCAAGCCCAUUUCUACGAACUUCCCUCUUUGACUCUGUCUUUCUCUCAUUCUUCUACUUUGGUUACAAUAAUGGGAAACACAUCUUCAUGCGCACCAUUGAUCAUAUCAUCACAUUCAUCAUCAGGAGUAGUCAAAAUCUUAUCUCCUUUCACCGGAACGCUCGAGGUCUUCUCUAAACCCAUCAAGACUUCCGAUAUCGUCUCUCAGAACUCCACUCACUUUAUCACCGACUCAACUUUGCUCCAAAUAGGACACCGAGUCACCGCCGUAUCUCCCGACGAGUUUUUGCGGCCUAGACGACAUCUUUACCUCCUCCUUCCGACAGACAUGCUAUUCUCUGUCUUAACACAAGAAGAGCUCGAUCUCAUCUCGGAAAAAUCAGCAGAGAUACUCAACGAAAGUCGGUAUAACCAUCUGAAGAGAAUGUUCCCUGUUUGUAUGUUUCCAGUGUCCGGAGAUAGAAGAAGAAACUCAACGUCCGUUGAUGAUGACGAUGAUCAUCAUCAUGAUCUUGCAGGUGUGGAAAUAAGAGAAACCCAAGAAGAAAAAAUUCUAUACGAAUCUAAAUAUGGAUCUUGGAGGCCUGGACUGGAGACGAUCGUGGAGAGCUAAAUGAAUAAAAUCUUGAGGAUUGUUAAAUACUUUUAUAUAUUACCAGUCGUAGACGAUUAUUUUUGGUUCUUUAUA
Molecule: messenger RNA, 1396 nt
Organism: Brassica napus (rape)
Lineage: Eukaryota; Viridiplantae; Streptophyta; Magnoliopsida; Brassicales; Brassicaceae
Exons: 1
Coding region: 779-1321 (180 amino acids)
Source: RefSeq, a predicted model, not a curated record